This is a messenger RNA of Auanema sp. JU1783, 729 nucleotides long. Lineage: Eukaryota; Metazoa; Nematoda; Chromadorea; Rhabditida; Rhabditidae. The record is from the annotation of a GenBank genome assembly.
AUGGAAGAAGCUGUUCCGCUGAACAAAAACAGUCCCAGACAGCAUAGGACAAGGAUGUCAUUUUCUAUAGUGAUAUCAGCUUUAGCCUCAUUCAUAUCUGCGGCAUCAUGUUUAGUCUUCAGUGUUCUGUUUAACAGAGCUAUGAGUGGAUUUUCAAGACAAAUAAAUGCAUUUGUGAAAGUUGGAGAUUUCGGUUCAAUAUACUUACAAGUAGUAGUUUUCAUUAUAGUUCUAGUAUUCAUUAGCUACUUAUUCGUUUCAUAUCUAAGCUCAGCUAAAGUUAUUGAAAAAACUUCUUGUCUUGGCACUUUUUGUAUGCUCUUACUGUCAAGCUUCUCAUCUCAAGCUUUUAUGCUUUGCUGGGUCCUACUAUCCUGUUUUGUGUCUGCCGUGACUAUAGUAUACUUCAUCUUCAUUGGAGGAAUUUACUCAUUCUGUAGUCUCCUGGAUCAACAAUGUUUUGACUUCAAGGUUCUCAUACCAGCCAUUGUCAACCGCAUCAGUAAUAAAAAGAUUGAUCUCGUGUUCUGUGAAGAGAAGAAAGAGCUCUUGUGCUCAGCAGAUAAUAACCAGAUUUGGAACUUCAUUAUAGCAUUCAUUUGUUGUUUAAUCACAUUUUUCGGACUGAUGCUAAUUCAGAACUGUAUCCUGUUCGGAAUAGGAAAGAAGAGCGGGAAAUCAUCAGCACAAGCAAGACUGAAAGAAGAAAUUGAAUUGAAAGGACUCUAG